UAUGGCAACUCACCUCUGCAUGAAGUGGCUUCUAAGGGCUUUUCUCGCUCUCUGGAGGCACUAUGUGUCUCUAAGGCACCUCCCAAUCUUCAAAAUAAGUUGGGCUUAACUCCGCUUCACGUAGCUGCACAAAACGGCCACAAGCAGAGCAUCCGCGUUUUGCUUUCCUCUGGAGCGGACCUCGGAGCUGUUGAUAACUCUGGAAACACAUGUCUUCAUACUGCGGUUCGUUACGGUCGCACCGGAGUAGUAAAGAUCCUAUUAACUGCCUCUGCAAAUGUCAUGGCAACUAAUUGCAAUCUGGAGACGCCUCUUCACAUCGCAGCGUCAUUGAAACGCACCAAAAUUGCUAGAUGUCUUCUCACAGCCAUCACCAGCCGCGGAUCUAUCUCAGUCAUGAAUACGCUGACUCGUAUGAGUGGUGGUGGCCUUCAAAAGCAACCAUCGUCUCCACUCCCCUUGGCGUCACAACCAUUGCCGCUGACAAUACAGGCUGCGCUGUGGAUGCGCAACGCACAAGGUGAAACGCCUCUUGAGGUGGCUAGACGACGGCUAAGGAAUGGCAGUGGCAGUGAUAUGGUCUCACUCCUUCUCGAGCGGAUGAACGUGACGGACUGCUGCUCGCAAUAUGAGAACGGCACUACCAAAUCAUUACCUCGCCCUUCCACCAGUAGUGGCGAUGGUGGUGAGGCCACGGGAAACGAUCAUGACGUGCUGUUGGCUAUGCCAUGCGUGUCCUCUGAUCUUAUCUACUCCCCAGUGCAGAAGAAGACGGCGUUCAAAUUUGCAUUUAAGGGGCGCAGGAAACAGGCUUUCGUCAGUGGUGUUGCUGCUUUAUUUCAGGCCUCAGCUACUAACAGGUUACACCGUCCAAAAAUCAACGCAGCCGACAAAGCGUCGGCAUCCUGUAUUAACGAGGCUACAGUGGAGAGUCCCGCUGAUCUUUCUAGCGGCCUCAAAGUGAAACUCCGAUCUGUACGACGUUCCUUCUUUGGGGGGCUUUUCAAAAGCUCACAUACCAAAACCAUCCUACCUGCUCUGGCAGGCGAGAUGAGAAAGUCGGAGAGUAGUCAGCUGCCCUCACCGAGAGACUCGAAGUGCGAUGGAAAUACCGAAGCAUCCCUCCUGGAAAUGCCCACUUCUAUAUCUGUUUCAGAAGCACUUAAUGAGUCACGUUCUUCAUCAUUCGUGGGAAGAAGCAUUUUGCCUGAGAUAAGCUCGUCAGCAGAUGAUCCACUGCAGAACAGCCUUCUCCUGGGUCGCUUUCAGCAGCUACCUCUUCCACAAAACAGCAAAAGCACUUCAGCGGGCGUGAGCAGCACUCACUUGCCUGAGGAUGUUACGGCAACCAACAACUCCGAUGAUCGCGAUUGUACCUCUUCCCACCUGGCACUUCAGUUCCUUCCUAAUCUUACUUCCUGUGCCUCACUGUCGAAUUGCGUCAGCGGAAGUAGUGGAGGAGGUGGCGGUAUUGAUAUUUGUGGAGCCAACGAAUGCCCGCGAACACGAUUUGGUGUACGCUUCGACCUUAACGCUGACGGUGAUGCACAUGCCGUUCCAGCCUCUGUUGUGCAUGGACGACAACUAUCGAUGCAGUUAUAUCGAGAUUUGGCUGGCAACCUAAAGAAGCAUCCGCCUACAACGAGGAAAUCGCGUCAUGGUCGCUUUAGUACCGCUACCACCGCUGCCACUACCUUCAACGGGAAACAGCAAAUAAAUUCUCGUUCGGACGAGUCCCUUUCCAUUAGCGGACGUUUGAAUAAAGAAACUCCGAUCGGCUCUGCACCUCCUCUGAAACCUGCCGAUACCCUUCCGGAUACGGGUGUGCGGAAAUCUAAUGGCAGGCCAGUCUCCGCGAUCUACGAGGUAGUGCCAAAUCCCACAAAUGCUAUUUCCUAUCCUCUAUUUCCCAAUACGCACUACUGA
This is a messenger RNA of Hydatigera taeniaeformis, 1926 nucleotides long. The record is from the annotation of a GenBank genome assembly. Lineage: Eukaryota; Metazoa; Platyhelminthes; Cestoda; Cyclophyllidea; Taeniidae.